AUUUCUUUCAGAUCCUCUCUGCCUUUGAACAAAUCCGAGACAUUCCUGCAAAGUCGCAAUAUCACUAGCCGAAGUGCCAAGUCACUCAGACCUUCAACACCAUGUCUACUAUCCAGCUUCAGGCCGUCCGCCCAACAAUCCGCCACUUUUCAGUCCACCGCGCUCAGACAACUAGUCGCACAUCGCGCUUCGUCACAUCAUCAUGUCUAGUUUCUGCUGUCGUGCUUCCCUUCGUCCCACCGGCCCUCGAGAGCUCGCGUGAGCGGAAUCAAGGCUCCCCGAACCAUAGCAGACCGCACCCUCCGCUCUGCUUUCAUGCUCGCUGAUGCUGACGCAGAGCGCAAACCCAAGUCGUCAAUCGGAUCGGAAAUCGUUUCCGAAGUACCCAUACUACGGAGACUACUCCGAUAUACCUAAACGCCGAUUCCCGACGCACUGGGUUUUUGAACGGCCACAAUAUCUGCCUCUGUGCUUGCUCUGACGAGACCCGUCUUUUUUUAGACACUAAUGGCGUUCGGUGGAUCUUAUUUGCUUUUUGGUUUAACUGGGUGAGAUGCAUCUGCAUCAGUGGCGUCCGAGGCGGGUGGCUUUCUGUUUUGCUUUUGGAGUCUGGCAUAAUAUCAGUUAAUGAAUGAUCGGUAUGGGCAUGAUUUGG
Molecule: messenger RNA, 655 nt
Organism: Aspergillus nidulans FGSC A4
Lineage: Eukaryota; Fungi; Ascomycota; Eurotiomycetes; Eurotiales; Aspergillaceae
Exons: 2
Coding region: 102-326 (74 amino acids)
Source: RefSeq, a predicted model, not a curated record